UGCCGCCGCCUUUAGGAAAGAAAAUUAAUUAAACCCAAUUCGAAAAAAGACAAAACAAAUUACAUUGAUUAACUUUCCACAGCCGUUCUGAGUUCUGACCGUUGGAGGGCUAUUAUAUCUAAUUACCAUUUUGCCCCACAUCACACAACUUGUCUCUCUUUUUAUAUAUAAAUACAUAUAACCUUCCUUAACCCUAAACCUCCAUUAAUAACUCAGACCCUAAGCUUUCCUUUCUGCAAUCAUUAUUAUUUCUUCUCUUCUCUUCUCUUCUCUGUAGCUAUAAAAACAUUCAGUACUGCGUGCUCUUCACUUCAAACCCACUUGAAGAAAUUUUCUUUUACGCAAACUCCAUUCAUCAUCUUCAAACCCUUUGAAGAUUCUCGGUUAGUUUCAACUCCAGUGAUCUUUUCAGCACUCAAUGUCGACACAACAACAAGAUUCAUCAUCAGAUCAGUGCUGGUGCAGAAAGUUACAUAUGGAGUUGCCACUUGGUCUCAAGUUUAGACCCAAUGACCAAGAAAUUGUUCUCUACUAUCUUCUCAACAAGGUCCAAGGGAACCCAAUGUUGGAGGACUCGAUGAAUGUUAUCGUCGACUGUGAUGUUUUUGGGGAUCCAAGCGCGUGGAUGAAGAUUUUUCAAGAAACCCAUAUGGACCGUCUCUAUUUUUACACCAAACUGAAGAAGAAAAAUAAGCACAUUGAGAGAUCUACACAUUCUGCAACCUGGAGAAGUCAAAAAGACCAAGAGCUUUACGAUGAUAGCAAAACAAUACACUAUGGGUCUAAGCGAAGUUUCAGUUUUGUCGCUAAGAAUGGCUUCAAUGGCACGGGAAGGUGGACCAUGAAUGAAUACCGACUUGACGGGGAGUUUGCAAACACGGCUAAUCAUGAUAAUUAUGUCAUUUGCUGCAUUUCAAAGAAGGAGAAUAUCUAGAAGAGCAACAUCUAAGACAUCGUUGGGCAAGAGAUGGAGCUUCUCCAAUCUAGAUUAACCUUUUUUUUUAAUAGAAAGUAAAAAAACACUAAUUUCACAGUAUUUCAUUUUUAUCAUUUCUUUAUUAGUGCUAUUUCAUUCUUUGGGUCAUUUUCUGAAUGAU
Quercus robur (English oak) is the source of this 1097-nucleotide messenger RNA. Its product is annotated as NAC domain containing protein 50-like. Gene Ontology annotation, molecular function: DNA binding. Bases 419 to 934 code for a protein of 171 amino acids. The transcript is spliced from 2 exons. The record is from RefSeq and is a predicted model, not a curated record. Lineage: Eukaryota; Viridiplantae; Streptophyta; Magnoliopsida; Fagales; Fagaceae. Gene Ontology annotation, biological process: regulation of DNA-templated transcription; system development.